UUUAAAUUUUAGCAGUGACAAUGUAUUAUGUACCUAUUCAUUUAACUAUUGCUCGUUGAAGCAAUAUACAUCGGUAACGAGUUGAUACGAAUUAUAUAAUUAAUUUAAUGACAAUAGUGUUAACAUAUUGAAAAAUAAUAUGGAUGACGUCAAAAAAAGUAAUAUAUCUUUUGACAUAGUUCCAAUUACAGAUAAUGAUAAACAAAUUGUGCAGAAUUCUUUAAAAAAAUAUUAUUUGCGUGAUGAACCUUUAAGUGCAAGUGUAGGGUUUUUAGAAGAAGAAGAAUCAAUAAUACGAUUUGAAAAAGCUUGCGCUGGUAUCAUAAAACACGGAGUAUCGUUUAUGGCAAUAUCUGCAGAGACAGGUGAAAUGAUGGGAGCCUCGUUGAAUAUGACAGUUUGCAGAAGUGAUGGAAUAAAACAAUACGGUGACGAGAACAAAAGUUCGAAGCUAAACGAUAUCUUGAUUCUCUUGGACAAAGCUGAACGAGAAACUGAUGUAUUUGGGAAGUAUCCAAAUGUAGAUCGUAUGAUGGACUUAAAGAUUAUUACAGUUAAUGAAGAAUAUAGAGGACUUGGAAUUUGCAAAGCGCUCAUCAACAAGUCUAAAGAGUUGGCAUUGGAGUUAGGGUAUCAAAUGAUGUACGUUCAGUGCGCCAGUCAUUUUACUGCAAAAGCUGUUGAAAGUUGUGGAUUUCAAUGCAUAUAUUCGUUGUGUUAUUCGGAUUACGUGAACAAGCAAGGCGAAGUGGUGUUCAAGACACAGCCCCCUCAUACAUUUCUCAAAAUCCAUGUGUUACUCCUCUAAAAUAUUUAAUAUUUACUAACUUAACCUAAUUAAAUUGGUAACAUGUGGAAUCCAUAAUGUAUAAAGUUACAAUUAUUAUUGUACCACCAAAAGUAAAAUUUUAAACUACCUAUAUAAAUUAUUAAUAUACCUUGGCAGUACUUUGCUAUUUGUCU
Molecule: messenger RNA, 963 nt
Organism: Myzus persicae (green peach aphid)
Lineage: Eukaryota; Metazoa; Arthropoda; Insecta; Hemiptera; Aphididae
Product: dopamine N-acetyltransferase-like
Exons: 4
Coding region: 140-808 (222 amino acids)
Molecular function (GO): N-acetyltransferase activity
Source: RefSeq, a predicted model, not a curated record